Betta splendens (Siamese fighting fish) is the source of this 2933-nucleotide messenger RNA. RefSeq names its product NLR family CARD domain-containing protein 3-like. The record is from RefSeq and is a predicted model, not a curated record. Bases 333 to 2933 code for a protein of 866 amino acids. Gene Ontology annotation, molecular function: protein binding. Lineage: Eukaryota; Metazoa; Chordata; Actinopteri; Anabantiformes; Osphronemidae. The transcript is spliced from 10 exons.
AGUGAGUUGGUACCAGUGCUCCCAGUAACAGUGACCCAGCUCAAGGACCAUCAGCUUCACUGACUGGACUCUUUAAUCUGUAACACGGACCAGGACCCAGACUGUCUGCUGUCAGCACCACUGCUUGAACAUACAGGUCUGACCAAAGUGAUGCAGAGAAAACUGAAAACCAGGAGGCAGCUCAGUCUAAACUUCCCGAUCACCUAGAGUUGGUACCAGUGUUCCCAGCAGCAGUGACCCAGCUCAGGCUCCUUCAGUGCCACUGACGGAACUCUUUAAUCUGUGAAAAGAACCGGAACCCAGAGUGUCUGCUGUCCACUUCACUGCUUGGCAUGAAUCAGUGUGAGGACAAAGAUGACGGAGCCUCUCCCUCUAAAAUCAGAAAAACGGACAUGAAAGCUCAGAGGUACCAACAAAGACAACCUGGCACAAAACUUGAAUCUGGACACAACCAGGUGUCCUUUAUGAGUCAAGUCUCUAAGGAUUAUGUUUUUAAUUUUCAAGAUCAACCUGUAUCAGAGCCUUUGGAGGAUAAGGAGGUGUUGGAUAAGGAUGAAGAGCAGAGGACGAUGUUGGCUGACUGUCUGCAGAGCAGAGCUCUUGCUGCAGUUUGCCAGCAUCAACUUAAAUCUCAGCUGAAGCAGAAGUUCCAGUGCAUCUUGGAAGGCAUCGCAAGAGCAGCAAACCCAGUCCCUCUAAACCAGAUCUACACAGAGCUCUACAUCACAGAGGGAGAGACUGGAGAGGUCAACAAUGAACACGAGGUCAGACAGAUUGAAACAGCCUCCAGGAAACAAUACAGAGCAGAAACAUCCAUCAGACCAGAAGACAUCUUUAAAGGCUCAGCUGGAAGAGACGGAGCCACCAGAACAGUUAUGACAAAGGGAGUGGCUGGAAUUGGGAAAACAGUCCUAACACAGAAGUUCACUCUGGACUGGGCUGAAGACAAAGCCAACCAGGACAUAUACUUCAUAUUUCCAUUUACCUUCAGAGAGCUGAAUGUGCUGAAAGAGCAAAAGUUCAGCUUGGUGGAACUUGUUCAUCACUUCUUCACUGAAACCAAAGCAGCAGGAAUCUGCAGCUUUGACCAGUUCCAGGUUGUUUUCAUCUUGGACGGUCUGGAUGAGUGUCGACUUCCUCUGGACUUCAACAAGACUAAAACCCUGACUGAUGUCACAGAGUCCACCUCAGUGGAUGUGCUGCUGACAAACCUGAUCAGGGGGAACCUGCUUCCCUCUGCUCACCUCUGGAUCACCACACGACCUGCAGCAGCCAAUCAGAUCCCUCCUGGUUGUGUUGCCAUGGUGACAGAGGUCAGAGGGUUCACUGACCCACAGAAGGACGAGUACUUCAGGAAGAGGUUCACAGAUGAGCAGCAGGCCACAACAAUCAUCUCCCACAUCAAGACGUCACGAAGCCUCCACAUCAUGUGCCACAUCCCAGUCUUCUGCUGGAUCACUGCUACGGUUCUGGAGGAUGUGUUGAAAAGCAGAGAGGGAGGAGAGCUGCCCAAGACCCUGACUGAGAUGUACAUCCACUUCCUGGUGGUUCAGACCAAAGUGAAGAACAUCAAGUAUGAUGGAGGAGCUGAGACAGAUCCACUCUGGAGUCCAGAGAGCAGGAAGAUGAUUGAGUCUCUGGGAAAACUGGCUUUUGAGCAGCUGCAGAAAGGAAACCUGAUCUUCUAUGAGUCAGACCUGACAGAGUGUGGCAUCGAUAUCACAGCAGCCUCAGUUUACUCAGGAGUGUUCACACAGAUCUUUAUAGAGCAGAAAGGGCUGUAUCGGGACAAGGUGUUCUGCUUCAUCCAUCUGAGUGUUCAGGAGUUUCUGGCUGCUCUUCAUGUCCAUCUAACCUUCAAGUCUGGAGUCAACCUGCUGUCACAACAACAGUUAACAUCCCAGAUGUCAACAAGACAGGACAAAUCUGCAGAGACCAAGUUCUACCAUGAUGCAGUGGACAAGGCCCUACAGAGUCCAAAUGGACACCUGGACCUGUUCCUUCGCUUCCUCCUGGGUCUUUCACUGCAGACUAAUUCGACUUUGAUUACAGGCCUUUUUAAAUGUACAAGAACUGAUGUAAAGACCAACCGGGGAACAGCUCAGUACAUCAAGGAGAAGAUCUCAGAGUCUCCCUCUGCAGAGAAAAGCAUCAACCUGUUCCACUGUCUGAAUGAACUGAAUGAUUGUUUUCUAGUGGAGGAGAUCCAACAGUACCUGGAGUCAGAAAGUCUUUCCACUAAUAAACUGUCUCCUGCUCAGUGGUCAGCUUUGGUCUUCGUGUUGGUGUCAUCAGGAAAAGAUCUGGAUGUGUUUGAACCAGCUAAAUACUCUUCAAGCUUUUCAGAUAAGGAUCUUCUCUUUGUGAUGGGAGUGGUCAAAGUCUCCAAAACAGUUCUACUGAGUGAGUGUAACCUGUCAGAGAGAAGCUGUAAAGCUCUGUCCUCAGUUCUCAGCUCUCAGUCCUCUAGUCUGAUUGAACUGGACCUGAGUAACAACAACCUGCAGGAUUCAGGAGUGGAGCUACUGUGUGAUGGACUGAAGAGUCCUCUAUGUCAACUGGAGACGCUCAGACUCAGUUUGUGUAACCUGUCAGAGAGAAGCUGUGAAGCUCUGUCCUCAGUUCUCAGCUCUCAGUCCUCUAGUCUGAGAGAACUGGACCUGAGUAACAACGACCUGCAGGAUUCAGGAGUGGAGCUACUGUGUGAUGGACUGAAGAGUCCUCACUGUCAACUGCAGACUCUCAGGCUGUCCGCUCUGAGCUCCAACCCCUUUCAUCUGAAAGAACUGGACCUGAGCUACAAUCAUCCAGGAGAUUUAGGAGAGAAGCUGUUGUUUGCUGGACUGAAGGAUCCACACUGGAGACUGGACACUCUCAGGCAUGAAGAGAACACUAGUAACAACAAACAGUAUAAGACUAACACAGCCAGCUAG